UGGAAUUCGGGCGCACGUUGAGCCUAAAACGGAGUUGGAAUGAGAAGAUCCGAACUGAAAAAUAAGCUUACAGAGAAGGGACACACACACAAGUAGAACGUGGACAACGUCUGGCUACCGCUCUCCUCUCAACCAUACAACCACCAUCCAAACAUGCCAGCUCCCGCUCCAUUCACGCCUGUCAAAAGGCAAUUACUCAUUAGCGAUUUUGAUGAAUCAUUCGCUGAUGCAGACACAGACAGAUGGACGUUUGAAUGUCUUUCACUUCCACUUCGACGUAAAUUUCAAGAUAUUGGUGAAUCAGGUACGAUGCAAUUCACAGAUAUGUGUUCGAUGCUCUUGAAAGAAUUACACGCUCAAGGUGUUGAUGCACAACAAAUCAUCGAUGCUCAAAAGAAGCUUUACUUGCAUCCUGCUAUGAUUCGUGGUGUGAAAGCUUUGAAAAGUUCUCAAUCACCUAAAACGGAAGCGUUCUUGUUGUCCAACAGCAACUCUGUUUAUCUACAAACAGUCUUGGAGGCAAACGGAUUAUACCCACCCACUUUCGACUUAUUCACUGAAAUUGUCACCAAUCCAGCCAAAGUGGAAGCAAACGGUUUGUUAAACCUAAGCAGACGAGUUUCACCUGAUGGACCUCAACAUACGUGCAAAGUUGGAUGUAGUGCAAACAUGUGUAAAGGAGACGAAUUGGAAGCAUACCUGGAAAGACAUGAUGGAAGACAGGCAUACGAUCGUUUGAUUUACUUGGGAGAUGGAUCGAAUGACUUUUGCCCAGUCUUGAGAUUGGGAAAGAAUGAUGUUGCCCUUGUACGAAAAGGAUAUGGUCUGGAAAGAAGGAUCAAAGCUGAGGGAGGUGUGCAAUGCGACAUUCGAUACUGGCAACACGCUUGGGAGGUAGAAGAGCUAUUCAAUGCUCUUCGUGGUGCAUAGUAUGAUCAAUUUAAGGAAUCUAUCCUUUGUCUGUUGAGCACACACUGUAUGAUCUUUUAUAAGAUAUGUCAAUGAUUAAUUGUACAAAUACAUGCUGUUGGAUACUUUUU
This is a messenger RNA of Meira miltonrushii, 1040 nucleotides long. RefSeq lists its product as uncharacterized. Gene Ontology annotation, molecular function: phosphatase activity. The record is from RefSeq and is a predicted model, not a curated record. The transcript is spliced from 2 exons. The coding region runs from base 154 to 930 and encodes 258 amino acids. NCBI's taxonomy places the organism in Eukaryota, Fungi, Basidiomycota, Exobasidiomycetes, Exobasidiales, Brachybasidiaceae.